UUUGCAGAUACAAAAAGAAAUGAAAGAGUACAAAAUUGUUGUUUUGGGAAAUGGAGGAGUUGGGAAAAGCGCAUUGACUUUGCAAUACGUGCAAGGAAUAUUUGUUCACACUUAUGACGCCACAAUUGAAGAUUCCUAUAGAAAAUUAUCAAAAGUUGAUGCUGAAAAUGCGAGGCUGGAAAUUUUAGAUACUGCUGGAACGGAGCAAUUCACUGGAAUGCGAGAAACAUAUUACCGUACUGCUCAGGGAUUUGUACUCGUCUUUUCUCUUGCCGAAACUUCUACUUUUGAAAAUUUGAAACAAACGUUUACAGAUAUUAUCGCAAUUCGUGGAAAGGAGGUUCCAAUGAUAUUAGUCGGAAAUAAAUCUGAUUUGGCAGAAACAAGGCAAGUUGAUGAAUCAGAAGCUCACAAUUUUGCUGAAAAACUCAAAAUCCCAUAUUUUGAGACUAGUGCAAGGCUCAACCAGAACGUAUCAGAGGUGUUCGAAGAAUGUGCAGUAUUAAUUCAGAAAAGUGCAAAACCAAAUAUAGAGCGUCGCAAAUGGUCUUCCGAAUCCGAAAUUGGAGAUAAAAAAUGUAAAAAUUGGUUGCGAUCUUGUUGUUGUUGUUUGAUUCCAUGUUUUGCACACGAUUAGAUCUAAUUUCUAUUAUUUUUCAAAAAAGAAACCAACAAAAAACGAAAAGAAAAAUGCCACUAAUUGAGAUUUUGACAUUUAAACAACUGUUGCCCACUCUUCACUGACUGAUCGGGCGACGACAACUCCAACUCCAAAUCCAAUGACUCCUUUGAAGACGCUC
This is a messenger RNA of Caenorhabditis elegans, 800 nucleotides long. RefSeq names its product RAP homolog (vertebrate Rap GTPase family) (gene rap-3). Lineage: Eukaryota; Metazoa; Nematoda; Chromadorea; Rhabditida; Rhabditidae. Gene Ontology annotation, biological process: signal transduction; regulation of positive chemotaxis to cAMP. Gene Ontology annotation, cellular component: membrane; plasma membrane. The record is from RefSeq and is marked reviewed. The coding region runs from base 20 to 637 and encodes 205 amino acids. Gene Ontology annotation, molecular function: GTPase activity; GTP binding. The transcript is spliced from 5 exons.